AUGAUGCGACAAGCGGGACGGUACAUGAAGGAGUACCGGGACGUGGCGGUGAAACAUCCGAGCUUUCGCGAGCGAAGCGAGACGACGGAUCUGAUCUGCGAGAUCACGCUGCAACCGUUUCGCGCGUUUCAACCGGAUGGGGUGAUUCUGUUCAGCGACAUCUUGACCCCGUUUCCGGCGUUCGGGAUCGAUUUCGAGAUUGACGAUUACAAGGGACCGAUGUUGGAGAAGACGAUUCGAAGCGCGGAGGAUUUGAAGAUGUUGCACGAAGUUGAUUUGAGUAAGGUUGAGUUCGUGGCGGAUUCGUUGAAGAUUUUGCGACAAGAGGUUGGUGAUGAAGCGGCCGUGCUCGGUUUCGUCGGCGCGCCGUGGACGCUGUGCACGUACAUCGUCGAAGGGCAAUCGACGUCGACGUACAAAACCAUCAAGUCGAUGUGCUUCAACAAUCCCGAGGUGUUGCACAAGUUGCUGAGCGCCGUGGCGGACGCGUUGGCGGUGUACGUCGGAUUCCAAAUCGAUGCCGGCGCGCAAGUGAUUCAAGUGUUCGACUCUUGGGGUGGACAAUUGCCGCCGCACAUGUGGGAGGAAUGGAGCAAGCCGUACAUCGAGCGCGUCGUUCGCAAGGUGAACCAGACGCACCCGGGAGUGCCGAUUACUAUGUACGCCAACGGUUCGGGCGGUCUUUUGGAGCGCAUGGCGACGUUGCCGGUGGACACCAUCGGGCUGGAUUGGACGAUCGAUAUGGAGGAUGGUCGACGCCGCGUCGGGGACAAGGCGGUGCAAGGUAACGUCGAUCCCGUCGUCCUCUUCGCCGGAGAAGACGCGAUCGAAAAGGCUGUCAGAGACGUGUGCCGCAAGGCGGGUCCGACCGGUCACAUCCUCAACCUCGGUCACGGCGUGCUCGUGGGCACGCCUGAGGAAUCGGUCAAGCACUUCUUCGACGUUUCUAAGACGAUCACGUACUAG
Ostreococcus lucimarinus CCE9901 is the source of this 966-nucleotide messenger RNA. RefSeq lists its product with no specific name. The record is from RefSeq and is a predicted model, not a curated record. Gene Ontology annotation, biological process: porphyrin-containing compound biosynthetic process. Lineage: Eukaryota; Viridiplantae; Chlorophyta; Mamiellophyceae; Mamiellales; Bathycoccaceae. The transcript has a single exon. Bases 1 to 966 code for a protein of 321 amino acids. Gene Ontology annotation, molecular function: uroporphyrinogen decarboxylase activity.